GCAUGCCAGGCUGAGUCUUCUCACUAUGGCAGAUGGACGGGACUCUGCAGCCUGCGCUGCUGCAGCCGCUGCCGUGGUGGGACUUUUAGGGGUCCAGGAUGGAGGCACCUUUACCUCAGGGGGGCUCCAUGUACCUGAUCGUGGAGAGGAGUUGGUGCUGAAUGGAGGAUGCUCAGAGGACAGUCCACAGUCUGGGAGGAGCAGCAGGGACCACUCGGGAGAAAGAGUACAGGGGACGGUGCGGACUACUGGGAUCAUGAAGGAUGGAUCCCGUCAGAAGCAAAAGAAGACUGUGUCAUUCUGCACAAUGCCCAACAACCGCAAAAUCAACAGCACCGCAGCCUGCAUCUCCUUUAUGAUGGAAGGCUGUGAAAUGAAGAAAGUGCGUUCCAACUCAAGGAUGUACAAUCGAUUUUUCCUGUUAGAUCCAGAUAUGCGUUUUCUCCGAUGGGAGCCUUCCAAGAAAGAUUCGGAGAAAGCUAAACUGGAGAUCAAAUCAAUUCGCGAGGUUCGGGUAGGAAAGAAAACUCCCGUUUUGAGAAGUAAUGGGUUGUCUGACCAGUUUCCAGAAGAAUGUGCCUUUUCUAUCAUUUAUGGGGAGAACUAUGAAUCAUUAGACCUUGUUGCCAGCACUGCUGAUAUUGUCAAUACUUGGGUGAUGGGACUCAGAUAUUUAGUUUCUUAUGGAAAGCACACUCCAGAUGUUCUAGGAGCCAAUCAAACAAGUUUAAGGACUCUGUGGAUCUCAUCUCUUUUUGAGAUAGCUGAUAUGGAGAAAGGAGGACAGAUUCCUUUGUCUAGAGCCAUUCAGCUUAUCAAGGGGCUCAACCCUGGUAUGAAGACAUCAACAGUGGAAUUAAAAUUUAAGGAGCUGCAAAAAGGUUGUGAAAAGUUUGGCGCUAACGUUACUUGUGAAGUGUUUGUAGAAGCAUACUGUGAACUGUGUACCAGGCCAGAGGUCUUCUUUUUACUAGUGCAAUUUUCUAGCAAUAAAGAAUAUUUAGACUUAAAAGAUCUUAUGAUCUUUAUGGAGGUGGAACAAGGUAUGGAAGAGGUCAAUGAGAACACAUCUUUUGAAAUCAUCAAUAAAUAUGAACCCUCCAAAGAAGGACGUGAAAAGGGUUACCUUACAAUUGAUGGUUUCACCCGCUAUCUACUUUCUUCAGACUGUAAUAUCUUUGAUCCUCACCAUAAAGUGGUUUGUCAAGACAUGACUAGACCAUUAUCUCACUACUACAUAAAUUCUGCUCAUAGUGCAUGCCAAAUGGAAGACCACUACUGGGGCACAUCGGACAUCAGUGGGUAUAUUCAUGCCCUUAAAAUGGGUUGCCGAAGCAUUGAACUUGUUGUCUGGGAUGGCCCUGACAAUGAGCCUCUUAUAUACCUUGGACUUUCUGUGGUAUCACAGGUGGCUUUCCGUAGUGUCAUAAGUGUCAUAGACAAGUAUGCAUUUGAGGCAUCUGAAUAUCCCUUGAUAAUUUGCUUGGUAGUUCAUUGCUCUGUUCGACAACAGCGUAUCAUGGCCCAGUGCUUGAAAAAGAUUCUUGGGGAAAGGCUUUACAGUGAACCACCUUGUAUUGAUGAAAAUUACUUGCCUUCUCCAGAGCAACUUAAAGGGAAGAUUCUAAUAAAGGGCAAAAAACUGCCACCAGAUAACUCUGACUUAGAGGGAGAUGUAACUGAUGAAGAUGAAGGAAUGGAGAUAGCCAGGAGAUUGGGACAUGAUGGCAGAGAACAUGUCAAUGGAACGGGUCCCAGAAAGCUGCGCCUUUGUAAAGAACUUUCAGACCGAGUUAACCUGUGCCAAUCAGUAAGGUUUAAGGACUUUGAAAUGUCCAAAAGGUGCCAAAAAUACUGGCAAGUGUGCUCUUUUAAUGAAGUUACCGCCAGUCGUUUUGCCAAUGAGUAUCCUGAAGAAUUUGUGAAGUAUAACAAAAAAUUCCUUUCAAGGGUCUACCCAAGCUCAAUGAGGAUAGAUUCUAGCAAUAUGAAUCCUCAAGAUUUCUGGAAAUGUGGUUGUCAGAUUGUGGCCAUGAACUACCAAACCCCAGGACUUAUGAUGGACCUCAAUACUGGAUGGUUUCGCCAGAAUGGAAACUGUGGCUAUGUCUUACGCCCCUCAAUAAUGAGGGAAGAAGUAUCAUAUUUCAGUGCAAAUGCUAAGGAUUCCUUGCCUGGUGUUUCUGCACAACUCCUCCAUCUCAAAAUAAUUAGUGGUCAGAACCUGCCAAAACCCAAAGGGUCAGGAGCAAAAGGAGAUGUAGUGGAGCCAUAUGUGUAUGUAGAGAUCCAUGGAAUACCUGCUGAUUGUGCAGAACAUCGAACAAAGACUGUAACCCAAAAUGGAGACAAUCCCAUAUUUGAUGAGAGCUUUGAAUUUCACAUAAAUCUUCCAGAGCUGGCAAUCCUGAGGUUUGUGGUCCUGGAUGAUGACUAUAUUGGAGAUGAAUUCAUAGCCCAAUAUACUAUCCCCUUUGAGUGUUUGCAAACUGGCUUUAGACAUGUCCCAUUACAGUCCUUGACAGGAGAGUUUCUCCAGAACACCACAUUAUUUGUACACAUUGCAAUUACCAACAGACGAGGUGGUGGAAAGGCCCACAAGAGGGGACUGUCUGUGCGCAAGGGAAAAAAGGUUCGUGAAUAUACUUCAACAAAGACUACUGGCAUCAAAGCCAUAGAUGAAGUAUUCAGGACGGCCACUCAGGCUGUACGAGAGGCUACUGAUCUUCGUGAAAAUGUUCAGAAUGCAUUGGUUUCUUUCAAAGAACUUUGUGGCCUGACUCCAGCAGCAAACAUGAAACAGUGUAUUCUCACUCUGUCGGCAUGGCUUCUCAACAGCAAUAGUCCUCUCACUGUGACCCUCAACCUUCGCUCUCAGUAUCCGCUCCUGGAGGCACAAGGACCAGUACCUGAUCUUUUAAAAAAGGUUCUCACCUCUUAUGAUGCGUUCAUACAGGCCAGCCGGACACUAAUAGAGACUUCAGAUGCCGUCUACAGCAAAAUAAUUCAAGUGCAAAAAACAGGGAUGGGUUUUCAUGAAGACCUCCAUCGGAUCGGUGCCAAAGAAGGACUGAAGGGAAGGAAGCUACAGAAGGCCAUGGAAAGCUUUGCCUGGAAUAUCACUGUCCUGAAGGGCCAAGCUGACCUCCUCAAACAUGCAAAGAAUGAAGCUGUGGACCAUGUGAGGCAGAUCCACCAUGCGGGUCAGUCCUGUGGAAUAAGCAGUGCCAGCUCCCACUCCCCCUCUCUUGAUAUCUUCAGACCGAGAGUGGCACUGGAACCCAUUCCCGAAGCAGACGGCGGAGGCAGCACUGGCUCAUAAAGAUGCAUUCAGCAGCCAGGAGAGCAAGAACUUAACCCCUGGCCUAGCGGGCCCUUCUGCAACAUAUUGCUGUGAACUGCAGAAGAGUCCCAUAAGCUACAGGGUAAUUGUUAGGAUCUCCCUCCAUAUUGACCCUCUAUCUUCCGUUACUACCACCCCAAAACACAGCUGUAGACUAGAUCUGCAGAGUUCUUCAUAAUGAUCCAAAGUAUAGAAGUUCGGGAUAGACGUCUAAUGGAAGGAGUACAUUUCUGUUUUGUGCACUCACAGACCAGCCUCACUUCCCCUCUAUUUGUACCCUUUCCAAAACCGUGACGAUUUGGGGUUAUGAGGGGAGAAGUGUAUUGCUACCUCUGUUCACUUUCUCCAUGACCCUCUGUUCAUGUAUUGUAUGAGAUCACUCGUGGUUUAAAUACACUUGUUCAGAGCCA
Molecule: messenger RNA, 3753 nt
Organism: Bufo gargarizans (Asiatic toad)
Lineage: Eukaryota; Metazoa; Chordata; Amphibia; Anura; Bufonidae
Product: inactive phospholipase C-like protein 2
Exons: 6
Coding region: 26-3322 (1098 amino acids)
Biological process (GO): intracellular signal transduction; lipid metabolic process
Molecular function (GO): phosphatidylinositol-4,5-bisphosphate phospholipase C activity
Source: RefSeq, a predicted model, not a curated record